AUGGAGGCAUCGGUAGUGUCGGAUGCAGGAAACGUCGAAACGCUUAACGGUGAAGCCAAGCAGAGCGAGACGAGUGGAAGCGAAGGUGGAGAGCGAGAGACGCAGAAGAAAGGGCAGGAAGAGCGGGAGGAGAGCGGAGACGGGCCGAGAGGAGACGGAGACGGGGCGAGAGGAGACUGUGCGCAGCCGCAUUUGCUGACCAUUGAGGAGGCGACGAUGCGAAUAAGAGCCAUCGCGCAGGAGAUCGCAUUCCCCGCGCGGCGAAGGGGACGCGGAAGGGGCUACGGCGGAAGGAGUCGGGGUCGCGGUAAGGUGGAGCGGAGUGGGGCGGGACUGGGGGAACGAGGAGCGGAGGAGAAGCAAAGAAGUGAGGGAGAGCAAAACGAAGAGGAGAGGACACGAGAGGAGGACGAGCGAGCUGAGAUGACGAAACGAGACGAGGAGCGUUUACGGAAACUGGAGCAGGAAAGGGCUGGGGCAGACGGGGUGGGAGGAGACGGGAUGGACGGCCGUGCGGAGCAACAGGGGAUGGGCGGCAGUGCGGAGCAAGAGGGGAUGAGUAUCGCGGAGGCGAUGGAGGCUGUACGGUCCCUUGCAGGGAAGCCUGCGCUCAACGAGGUUCGGCGAACGGGACAUGGAGGGGCGUCUGGCGUGAGUGAUGAAGGAGGGGAUAGGGUGGAGCUGAAGGGGGCGAAAUUGGGAGAAGGAGGUGCGGUGCAAUGGAGAGUGGAGGAGGAAAGGAGGGAGGAGGGAGUGAAGAGAGAAGUGGAAGAGAGGAGAGUAAAGGAGGAGAAGGGAAGAGAGAAGGAAGAGCGGAACGAGGAGGAAGAACGGGUUGGGGAGACGAAAAGAGAAGAGGGGAAUGUACCAACAUUGGGGCAAGAAAGGGCGAGAGCCAUAGAGCGCCUUAGGCUGUUGGCACACGUGCCACAUUGUGAUGGGCAGGGCGUGGAGACGGAAAUGGAUCAUUGUGAUGCUGCUGGUAGUGGUGGUGGUGGUGGUGGUGGUGCUGCUGCUGCUGCUGCUGCUGCUGCUGCUGCUGCUGCUGCUGCUGCUGCUGCUGCUGCUGCUGCUGCUGCUGCUGCUGCUGCUGGUGAUGCUGCUGGUGGUGAUGCUGCUGGUGGUGCUGUUGUUGACGUCUCAAAUCCCCCCUCCCCCUCCUCAACAACUCCCACCACCAGGCUCUACCACAUAUGCUAUAUGGCGGAAGCUGCCAGGAAGCUGGGCUUGGACGGGUCGGCGGCGGCGUUUGUCCCGUUGUGCAGGGAGCUGGCCAAUGACAGCGAGCCUGAGAUCCGCCAGACGCUCGCCGAGCAGAUUCCGCAGCUGCUACGCGCAUAUGCCCCGGCGGGCAGCAGGGCGCGCGGGGCACUGAUGGAGCUCAUGGACGUGGCGAACCUGCUGCUGCUGGACGAGGCUGAAGAGGUGAGUGAGACAGUGGGGGGGGCGUAUGCACAGGACGGACAGUGGAUGGACAGGGAAUCGGACUUAGGGAGGGAGGAGGAGGGGAGGGGGGUAGUGCACGGGGGCACUGAUGGAGCUGAUGGACGUGCAGGUGGCGAUGGUGGCAUAUGGCACGGAGGAGGAAGCCACAGCCCAUGCUGCUCUGCUCAUGCUGUUUUGCCCUUCUGCCCCUUCUUCUGCCCCUUCCUCUGCCCUUUCCUCUCCCCCUUCCUCUCCCCUUUCCAGAUGCAAGUGGCGAUGGAGGGCGGCUAUGUGGCAAUGAUGGCGUAUGGAGCGGAGGAGGAAGCUACAAGCCAUGGUGCCGUGCUCAUGCUGGUUUGUGCCCCUUCCCCUUCCCCUUCCCGCUGCCUCUCCUCCCCGCACCUCACAGGUACAAGUGGCGAUGGAGGGCGGCUAUGUGGCAAUGAUGGCAUACGGCGCGGAGGAGGAUGCAGCGGUGGAGGCGAUGCUGCUCAAUGCCCUGCUGCGCCUCGCGCUGCUGCCGCACUCCCAGCCUGCUCGCGUCUGCGCUGCCUCUUCUCUCCCCUGCAGCUUGAUGCCUUCUCCGGUGCCGGUGCACUUCGCCCGCUCUUUGAGCACCGAGCCGUGCCGCACCUACUUGCGCUCGCUGCUGACGUGCACUUCCAAGUCAGAAAGGCAGUAGCAGAGGGCCUGGCGCAGUGCUGCAGGGCCAUGGGGGCCAAUGCUGCAUGCCUGGACGGCUCUCUGUUGGGAGAGGAGAGGGACACUCAGGCAGCAGCAGGUCUGGGAGGAGCAGCGGCUGCAGCAGGGGGAGUGGGAUUAGCAGGAGGAGGUGAAGGAACAGGGGCCGUGGCAGCUGCUGCAGGUGAGGUGGAGAGUGCAAACGCUGCAGCACAGGGGCUUGAAGCUGCAAGAGAAGCUGCACCUGCUACUGAGGAAGUCGGUAUGGGGGAUGUGGGGCUCGCAGGAGAGUCAAGGGUGCAGGGUGGUGGGAUGGUGUCUGGAGCGGUGCGGCACGGUGGAAUGGGGUCUGAGAGUUGGGGGGAGAUUGAAGAAGUGCGGGAGAUUAGUGAGGAAGCGGGAGACCAUGAAGUGAGCUCGCUUGCAGCUGUGAGGGAGUGUGGAGUAGAGGAGGAAAAUGGGGAGGGGGGAAGUGGGGUGAUUGGGCGGGAGGAGGAGGGUGGUGGAGAGGAGUGGGGCAAGGGUGUGGAGGAGGAGGAGGAGGUGUCACGAGUGAGGCGGCGGACUCAGCUCAUAGGGGAGCUCAUGGGCCGACUGGCGAAUGAUGUAAGCGUGCCAUCAGCGUGGGUGCGGGAGGCAGCUCUUCAAAUGCUGGGGCCGCUGCUGUCCGUGCUGCGAGGCGCUGACAUGCGGGACCUGGUGCACAUGUUUACGAGCAUGGCACAGCCAGUGCCCAUGGGUGAUGAUGGCGAUGGCGAUGCAGACGAUGACCGCCUGCCGCUCUACUGCGCCUUCAACUUCCCAGUGCCCAUGGGCGAUGGUGGCGAUGACAUGAUAGGGCCACCAGUGCCCGUGGGCCAUGGUGGCGAUGCCGAUGCUGACAAUGAUGACCGCCUGCCGCUUCACUGCGCCUUCAACUUCCCACGUGGGAACAGCGUUGCUAGCAGCAACAGCGGUGGUGGUGGGGCUGGGCCCAUCGCGCUGGUGGGAGCUGGAGGCAGCAUACGGCCACCUGCUCGCCUCACCCCAUUGCAUGCUGUCUACCACUCCCCCCUCAACUCUCUCUUGUCAACUCUCUCUUGUCAACUCUCUCUAUAUCCAUCCCUUCCCUCCCCCAUUCUUCCUCCCUCGAACCCGUUCCUGCUCUCCUCUCCGCCAAUCGCGCCGUGCCAGCUGGCGGUGCGGCGCACGCUGGCGUGUCACGUGCAUGAGCUGGCGGGGCUGCUGGGGCCGGCCAUAACCGUGCGCUGCCUGCUUCCCGCCCUCCAGGCGCUCGUGUGCGAUGAGGACGAGGUGCGCAUGGCGUUGGUGCCCACAUUCACGGCCUUCAUGGCGUGUCUGCCCGCCUCCCACCGCCCGCACUGCGCUCGCCUGCUGCCGCGCCUGCUGUGGCGCCAGGGGCUCUCGCCCCAGGAGGUCCACGCUCAGGAGAUGGCAGCUCAGCGCGCUGCAGAGGCUGCAGAGGCAGCAGCAAUAGCAGCGGCAGCUGCAUCAGCAGAGGGCGGAGAGCGAAGGGAGGGAGGAGAGAGAAGUGAAGGUGAGGGGAUUGAGGGAGGAGAGGGAGGAGGGGGAAGUGAGGGGGAAGAGGUUUGUGCGUUAGCAGCAGCGCCUGGUGCUGCUGGACGCGCAGAGGGAGUGGGGAAGAGACCAGAGGGACUCGUGAUCGCUCCCUUGGACCCGAGUGCGCAUGUGGAAAGCUGCCUUGCAGAGAGUCCUGUGGCACCACGACGCCCCUCUGAAGAGGGAAUUGUUAUAAGUAGUGGUGUGUUACAAGGGGCAAGUGUAUAUGGCGAGGAGUAUGUGGAUAGCCCUCGGUACCCACCGCCGCCAAGGAGCCUCGUGGCUGGUUCUGCGGAUGGGGCUGCUGCUGAGGGUGGAAGUAGCGCGCGUGACAGUGACGAGAGAGAGGUAAAUCCAUGUAACAGUAACGAGGGGGAGCGGCUGGAAGUUGGGCAGGGUGGUGAGGGAAAGGAGGCGAGGGAGAAGGUGAGGGAGGAGGCGAGGGAGGAGGCGAGGGAGGAGGCGAGGGAGGAGGCGAGGGAGGAGAGUGGUGGGCUGUGGGCGAAGAUUGUGAGUGGGCUGGGUGGCCUUGGGACAGGCGGUUGGCUGGGGGAGGUGGCAUUUGGGGGAGGCGUGGAGGGUAAGGGAGGGGAGGUGGCAUCUGGAGGAGCAGGUGUGGAUGGCGGUGGAGAGGAGGUGGGCCGUGAGUGUGCAGGGGGGGAUGUGGAGGGGAGUGAGGGGCGUGGUGAUGAUAGUUUGAAUGAGGGGAGUGAGGGGCGUGGGGAUGAUAGUGUGAAUGAGGGGAGUGAGGGGCGUGGUGAUGAUAGUUUGAAUGAGGGGAGUGAGAGCAGUAGUACUAGUGGUGAUGGUGUGAUUGAGGGUAGUGUGAGCAAUGAAAAUAGGUUGAGCGAGGGGAGUGGGAGAGGGAACGAGAGGAACGGGGCAGAGGGAGAAGAAGGAGCAGUGGGGACAGAAAGGGCAAAUGGGGCAGAGGGGGCAAAUGGGGCAGAGGGGGCAGAGGCAGCAGAAGAAGCGGAGAGGAAAGUGCAGGGGUCGCAGGCUGAGUUGAGAGGGGACCAGGGGGAGCUUGAGGGGGACGAAUGCAGGGAGGACGACAGAUCUAUGGGAGAGGAAGGAAUGCGCAUCCACGUGGCGGCAGCGGAUUCGCCGAGGCCGCUGGUGCUGGGCGGCAGCAACCCGAGUGUGCAGGUGCAGCUGAGGGCGCUCCCCAGCCGCAACCGCGUGCGCCCGCAGAUGCGUGUGGCCGGCCGGGAGAGCUCCUGGCACCUGCGCCUCGCUGCUCUCAGCCAAGCAUCAGGAGUGGCGCAGUUGCUGCCACCCAACAGCGCCGCCCUACCUUUCCUCAUCGACCUCGCUCUCUCCCUCUGCAGGGAUCGGAUCGCUACCGUCCGGGAGGAGGCAGCCAGACAGUCGUUAUCUGCUGAACCUAAGUCUACUGGCUCCUCUUGUGCCGAGCCUCUUGCCGCUGACUUGUAUGUUUCCGAGCCUCGCGGUGGACCAGGCAGCAGCAGCACAGUGCAUGGAGAGGGGGAAGCAAGGGGCGGGGGUGGGGGGAGCAUUAGCCAGGAGAGUAAUAGUGGGAAGAGCAAGGGCAGAAGCGCGGAGGGGGGUGAGGAGGACGGGGUGAGUGAACAUGCUCUGUCCACUGGCACCAGGGACGGUCACUAUUACGAUCACCAGCAUGCUUCUGCUGCCACUCCUCACUCCACCAAUACGGUUGCAGUGAGCCCUGAUGACGCUGCUGAGGACCCCCAUGAUGAUUCUGUGAAGGGCGUUCAUCCCCACCCUGCCGCUCACCCGGGAGGAGCCCGGCCAUCGCGAUCCCCUCCCCCCCCUGACUCAGAUGCAUCUGCCUCCCAGUCUCUCCUCUCUGCCUUGGCUGCUCUCGCCUCCAGUCGCAAUUUCCGCGACCGACAAACGUACGUCUCUCUCCCAUUCCCCUUCCUCCUCUCUACUCGGCUCCCUCCUAUCCCCUCACUCCCCUCAUCGAUGACCCCCCUUGUUUCCCCUCGUCUCUUCUUUCCAUCAAUCUUGAUCUCGAUUUCUGGCUUUACCGUAGCGUUCGGCAUAGCCUGUACGGAGCUGCUGGACUGCAUCCGGCCAACCCUGGCAGCGCCUCUCCUUGCCUCGCCAGCGCACUCCUUUCCUCCUGCCACCACACACACACACCCCUCCGCACACACGCCCUCCUCUCCUCCCAUAGCCCUCCCCUUGCUACUAGAGCACACGUGCCUCUCAGCAUCGCAGUCGCGGUUGGACGAGCUGCGUGCGUCAGUGGCGUCAGCCCUUGCCCUGCUGGAGGGCGACGAGGAUGCUGACGUGGCAUGGACCGCUCUGGCUAGAGUGCCGUCUCCCCACGGGGAUGGGCGUGGAGAUGCCAUGGGCUCGUAUUCGGUUGCCCAGCUCCAUCACCAUCACAAUCAUGCAGCCUGA
Closterium sp. NIES-65 is the source of this 6060-nucleotide messenger RNA. Lineage: Eukaryota; Viridiplantae; Streptophyta; Zygnematophyceae; Desmidiales; Closteriaceae. The record is from the annotation of a GenBank genome assembly.